AUGGCUUGCAAUUGUUACGGAAAAAAUACAGAGGAACCAACAUUCUCUGAUAGAAAGGCAAAUCCCUACUCUCAUUUGUUUAAAUACAUUAUGGUUGGAGAUUCUGCUGUUGGAAAGAGUAACUUGUUGCUUCAAUUUGUUGAUAAGCGAUUCUCUCCCAACUCUGACUUUACAAUUGGUGUAGAAUUUGGUUCACGUUCUAUCAAUAUAGAUAAUAAUCAAGUUAAAUUACAAAUUUGGGAUACUGCAGGACAAGAAAAGUUUAGAAGUAUUACUAGAGCAUAUUAUAGAGGAGCAGUUGGAGCUUUGAUUGUAUACGAUAUCACUAGAAGAGAGACAUUUGAGGGUUUGGCCAAUUGGUUGACCGAUUGCAGAAAAUACAGUUCGACCGAUGUCACCAUUGUACUCGUUGGCAACAAAUGCGAUCUUGAAGCCAGUCGACAAGUCUCAUAUGCCGAAGCCAGCUCAUUUGCCAAUGAACAUGGUCUUUUAUUUUUCGAAACAUCUGCAAAGACUGGAUCCAAUGUCGACGAAGCCUUUGAACAAACUGCAAAGAUCAUUUUUGAAAGAACUAAAAAUAAUCCACAAGAUAAUGCGGAAUAA
Cavenderia fasciculata is the source of this 603-nucleotide messenger RNA. It is a transcript of the gene rab2B, whose product is annotated as Rab GTPase. Bases 1 to 603 code for a protein of 200 amino acids. The transcript is spliced from 2 exons. Gene Ontology annotation, molecular function: GTPase activity; GTP binding. Gene Ontology annotation, cellular component: Golgi apparatus. The record is from RefSeq and is a predicted model, not a curated record. Lineage: Eukaryota; Evosea; Eumycetozoa; Acytosteliales; Cavenderiaceae.